Chironomus riparius is the source of this 861-nucleotide messenger RNA. Lineage: Eukaryota; Metazoa; Arthropoda; Insecta; Diptera; Chironomidae. The record is from the annotation of a GenBank genome assembly.
CAGCAGUUACAGUCAAUUUCGCAUAAAAAGUACAUUUUAAGUUCAAAUAAAAAUAAUUAAAAAGUCAUCAUGCCAGACAGCGAGACAUGCAUAAAGUACACGUUAUUCAUAUUCAAUUUCUUUUUUGUGAUUACCGGUAUAAUAAUAUUGUCUGUUGGACUAACAGUACAAGGAAUUUAUCACGGGUAUAGUGAAUUUUUGAGCAGCCAAUUCCUCUCUCUUCCUGUGUUCUUAAUUGUUAUUGGCUCAAUUAUUUUCUUUGUUGCCUUUUUUGGAUGUUAUGGAGCAUGGAGAAGCAACUAUUGCAUGAUAUUAACAUUUUGCGGACUGUUGACAAUAAUUUUCAUACUGGAACUGGCAGCUGGUAUAACAGGAUAUAUUCUCAAAAAUUCCACGAGCUCGUUGAUUACUGACACUCUACAGCCUACAAUGAAGGACUACAUAAAUAAAGAGAAGCCACAUAUUGCAACUGCAUGGGACGAUAUUCAAUCACGCUUCGGUUGCUGUGGAUUGGAAAAUUACCAAGAUUGGGUGACUGAAAUUGAAGGCAUUCCGUUAUCAUGUUGCGAGAUUCCGCAUGGCAUUUUAAAUACCUUCACAUGUUCGAAUGAGACAACGACACUCCAUGAAGUCGGAUGUGUUGCUAGUUUUGGCUCUUUUGUUCAAGAACAUGCUCGAUCAUUGGCAUUGGCUGGAAUAAUUUUAGCAAUUGUCCAAUUGUUUGGAUUAUUAUUUGCCUGUAUGGUGGCUAGGAGAAUUAAAUAUCAUCGUGUCUCGGGAUAUGAAUAGAAAGAGCAACAGUCGACUGAUGAAUUUGUUGAGGAAAUUAGUCAGUGUAAUUUUUGAAGGCUAAUAGAUCAU